Molecule: messenger RNA, 1386 nt
Organism: Heterotrigona itama
Lineage: Eukaryota; Metazoa; Arthropoda; Insecta; Hymenoptera; Apidae
Source: the annotation of a GenBank genome assembly
AUUUACAGAUUUUUAUUUGUUACUUUUUUUAACAAUUUUUUAACAUAUUAUACAUAUCUUUUUUAAAUCUGUAUAGUAUAAUAUAUCAUGAUACAUUAUAGGUCUUCAUUGCUAAUCAUUAUAUUUAUUUUCGUUUGAUAAUAUUUUUGACGUUUAUGUACAACUCACAAUGUUAUGUACAACGUUGAAAUGUUAUGUCCUAACCUUGAAAAGUUUAGAUUAGGUUAGAUUAAUUCGAACUCUUUACAUGGGAUAUGUAUUAGACUAAACAAUAAUAUUGUCAAUUAUAUUGAUUUAUAAUUAUAUUAAUGAACAAUAAUAAGUUAAUAUGUGGUAAAAUGUUGAUUAAAUUUUUUCAUUUUUUGAUGUGACAUCAAACAUUUGUUGUACUCUUAGUAUGUAAUUUUUUUAUUAUUCAAGUUUAAUGUAGUGUUGUGUAAUUUAAUGCCUUGUAUUAAUAAAUUAAAAAAAUGGAUGCAGAAGUUAUAGAGCACUUUUAUGGCGUAUAUUUGUUAUAUUGUAUGAAUCCAAAAUAUAAGGGAAGAACAUAUAUAGGAUAUACAGUUGAUCCUUGUCGUAGACUUAAAAAACAUAAUGCUGGGAAAAAGUAUGGAGGUGCAUGGAAAACAAGUAAUAGAGGACCGUGUUUGAAUGGGCUUGGCAACAUCCUCAUGUUAGUCGGCGUUUAAAACAUAUACCUAAGAAGAAAUCACAGCAGAGAGUGUUUGAAUUUUGCUUAUUAGUUCUGUCAGAAAUGUUAAAAGUUGGACCUUGGUGUCGUUUACCUUUAACAAUCCGUUGGUUAGAUUAUGAAUUUUUCGACAAGUAUUCUAGUUAUGUUUCAGCUCCAAUGCAUAUGCCUAUAUGUCAUGGAAGAGUAAUUUCUAAAAAGAUUAAAAAAACAAAUGAUAUAGUAGAAACACUAGAUAAAUUGUCUAUAAUCUGUUUUAUUUGUAAUGCACUUUUAGAAGAGAAAGAAGCAGUUAGCUGCAUAAAACCUAGUUGUUCGUUAGUAGCUCAUUUAAUUUGUUUAGCACAAUUAUUUUGUAAAGAUAACAUGAUUUUACCGAUUGAAGGUAUUUGUCCUGUUUGUAAUACCAAUGUUUUAUGGGGGGACUUAAUCAGGAAAAAGAUUGGUUGUUAUGAAAAUUUACAAGAAGUUUCUUCUAGCGAUGAAGAUUGUACUUAACAUAUUAAUUGUACUUUUUUAAUUGUCUACAGUUUUAGCAAUGUAUAUGGUAACAAUGUGUGUCAACAAUGUAAAAUUAUUUAAUUACUACUAUUUUUAAUCUAUAUAUAAAAGACAGUUUGUAAAUAAAAUCAUCAUUGUAUUUUUAUUAUGUGUAAAUACACAAUUAAGUUAAUAAACUACUAACAAGAUAGAUU